AGUUCCUCGGGUCCCGAAAUUCGUGGUUGUGUUGAUCUUCCGGUGCAGAUCGGUUGAUCCGUCACACUAAGCACCACUGUCUUUCAAGGCCGGGCUCCCCGACCCGUUGAAGCCACUGGAAGUAUCCAAGUUUAUCGAGAUGACCUUCCACACGAGGAAAUACCUACAGAUUGCAAGAUUUCAGAAAGACAUCACAUUGGAUCUGUUGGGAUAGGUUCGCCUUGUUAUUGACGUAACCCCAGCUUUUCAGUCGCCGCACAUCCUGGUCAAUUUUUAUGUUCAGCAUGACCACUGACGUGGGGUUUGCGAUGGUGAUGGGCGACACGAGAACAUAAACGGGUUUAGUCACGGAAGAUUGUCAUGAAGUCGGAGAUAUCUCGAGUUACUAUUCGAGCCGUUCUCAUGUUAUUAAUGAACCUCUCUUUUCUGAUAAUCUUUUCUUUGCCUGUUGAAUCGCGAUUGAUCGCCAACUGAUACUCAUUAGAUCGCCCGGAUGGGCUCCGAUGACCCCCACGUAUCAGCACAUCCUCCCCGCUCAACACAACGCUUGCAGGAACAGUAACAGUUCCCAUUCAAUAACCGGUGGUCAAAAAAACCCGGGUUACAUCCAAUAUCGUCCGAGUACCUCACCAUCAUUUGUCAGCAGCUGUUCCUGAAACAACUCUCUCCAAUGAUGGCUAACACAACUAAGAUAUACGAGACAAAGGGAAUGUUAUUACAUUAAUGAUCACCCUCAGAGCCCAGGUUAUCGCAGAAGCUUAUACCGCUGUCAGCCGUUCUGAUUAAGCAUAGUUGUAGAAGAACGACCCAUAUAAAAUCAUCCUCUUGUUAAUCACUGCGUCAAAAUGAGGGCUAGCAUUCAACUCCUGUUAAGAGUGUCGCAUAUAGAACAGAUAUGCCUUGCUUUCUACGUCGUCCAAUUAAUGGCUUUAUUUCAAAGCCCUUGUUGGCAUAUGAGUUCCCAAUUGGUGAGCCUGCAUACUUGGAGUCAGCUGAAUCUCGAGCGGCUGAACCCAGCCUGUUCAGGCUCUCGCAUGUCAGCAUUGAACCUGGGCAAGCUUCCUCAAUCAACUCAUUAAGCUAAUGCCUAGAAUGCCUCCAGCUACACCCCGUCGUCCGAAGAGCCGCGAUGAUUUCGAGAUCGCCAUCAUAUGUGCCCUGACUCUCGAGGCCGAUGCCAUCAUUGCCGCAUUUGAUCACUACUGGGAUGAGGAUAGCGGCCUCUCCUUUGGAAAAGCGCGGGGUGACCCGAACUCAUACUCAGCGGGCAUCAUUGGAAGUCAUAAUGUGGUGUUAGCACACCUUCCAGGCAUGGGAAAGGUUGCAGCAGGAAACAUUGCAGCCUUCUGCCGCAUGAGCUUUCCCAACAUCAACCUCGCACUUGUAGUUGGCAUCUGCGGAGGUGCGCCAUUACAUGAAGAUACGCCAAUAUUACUUGGCGAUGUCAUUAUCAGCACUGGCGUUGUGCAGUAUGAUUUCGGCCGCCGCUUCCCCGACAGAUUUGAGAUGAAAGAUACUUUGAGCGAGAGUGUGGGAAGACCUAACUUGGAGAUAAGAAGUCUGCUAGCCAAACUGGCCACAGCACGGCAAAGUCAAAAGUUGAGAAGAGCUACUCACGAUAUCAUUGCCCGUGUUCCUGAUGCAUACCCUGGACGUUCGAAGGAUGUCCUGUUUCCUGCAGGCUAUCGACACAAGCAUCAAGACGCACUAGAGUGCUCUGUCUGCGCCUCUUGCUCCACAGAUGCUGACACCGUCUGUUCAGAGUCACUGAAGGCUACAUGCAAAGAACUUGGGUGUGACAGCAAACAAGCCCUACGUCAGAUCCCAAGUAACGAGAACGAAAGGGAACCUAGCUUGAAGAUACAUUUUGGGACAUUCGCCUCUGGGGAUACUGUGAUGAAGUCUGGGAAAGACAGGGACCAACUCAUACGACAGCAGAAAGCAAUAGGCUUCGAGAUGGAGAGCGCUGGAGUAUGGGAGGUAUUUCCCUGCAUCGUAAUCAAGAGUGUUUGCGACUACGCCGAUAGCCACAAGAACAAGGACUGGCAAGACUAUAGUGCUUUGUGUGCUGCAGCUUGUACCAAAGCAUUUCUUGAAUAUUGGAACUUCACAAAACGGGGUAUUGAUUUCGGAGCUGAGAAAGAGGAACUUCGAAAGCGUAUUCUGAAAAGCCUUCACUUUCCAGAGAUGAAUGAAAGGAGAUCCCUCAUCUCCUCAGAGGCCCCUUCCACAUUAGAUUGGAUAUUUGGUGGCUCUCACCCUCAAACUUUUGAAUUCGAAUCAUCAGACAAUGAGGAAUCGGACAACGACUUGAUAGGAGCCACUAUUGGGUCGACAGACGAGGAUUCUGAUCCCGAAGAGUACAGUGACGAAGGCGGCGGCUCUUCCGAUUCUCAUGAAAAGCGCCACCAGGGUCCCAAGCUUGCGGGCGUAGAGAAAGAAUCACAAGAAUAUGAAACUCCAGAGCCUUCUCUUGCAAAAGAUUACGAGGAUUAUUUCAAGACAUGGCUUACAUCUGACGAGCCGAUUUACUGGAUAAGCGGAAAGCCUGGAUCAGGGAAAAGCACAUUGAUGAAGUUUCUUCUGCGCGACCCAAGAACUCUCGCGGCAUUAAAGAAAUGGCAUAAAGAUAUAGUCAUUCUGUCUCAUUUCUUUUGGAAGCCAGGAAGCUUUAUGCAACAGUCUUUCAAGGGGUUAAUGUGCUCUAUCGCCUACCAACUAUUAUCACACGACCUCAAUCUCAUCGAUUAUCACAGCGAGACAACUUCCAUAUCGCAAAAAGCGUCACCCUCAGAUUGGGAUCAAGACCAACUAAGAAAAUUGCUAUACAGCUACCGGGACCAGACGUCUCAGAAAAUUUGUAUCUUUAUUGAUGCUUUAGACGAAGCACGUCCAGGACAAGAUACCUUAGACGCUUUACAAUUCAUUAAGACUAUGAUAUCUCCAAAGGUCAAAAUCUGCGUAUCCAGUCGUCCAGAGCCUUUGUUUAAACAACAGUUCUCAGGACACCCACAUCUGCAAAUGCACCAGUUAACGAAGUUCGAUAUCUUCCAGUACUCCAGGAAGACUUUAUGUCAGUCGACAAAUCUAGAGCCCCAAACCCUAAAUUUGUCGCAUUUGGCUAAGAAAGUUGCGGAACUAGCUGACGGUGUCUUCCUGUGGGCUGUACUGGUCACGCAGUCCUUAGUUCGGGGAUUGAGCAACGGAGAUUCUGAGCAGCAGAUCAAUCAGCGCCUGGGCAGUAUGCCAAAAGAUCUUAUGGCUUUGUAUCAUGAUAUUCUGAGACGUUCAGCCGAGGAUCUACUGAUCUAUCGAGAAUACGUAUCCAUGGCUAUUAACCUGAUGUUCAUCGCGUCUGGCAGGAGGUCGCUCUUCUCUCAAGUGACAGCUUUCGAGUGCAUGAUGGUCAUGGAACCAGAAUUGCUAGAAAGUUAUGCCGUCCUGGGCAGCCAAGUUCUAGCGGCCUAACUGGACACAAGGUCGGUAUUAAUGGAGAAGCGUCUGAACUUAGGCUGCCCUGGAAUCCUGGAGGUCACAUCCUUGGGCGGCUCCGUUGAAUUCACUCAUAGAUCUGCUGCGGAAUUCAUCUUUGAGACUGAAGAAGGCCAGAAACUCUGGCAACCUUGCGACAUUCCUCGAGAAGAGCUUUUGUGUCGGAGUUUCAAGGCUCUACUGGCCAUAAACCGAUUCAACACGAGACGGAGCUCUGGGGACUUUUUAAUUAUGCUAUAUGAAUGGAAACAAGCUCAAAGGUUCCCUCCUAGGAUCUACGUGUUCUUCCUCGAACUUACCUAUGUAAGCUACGAGAAGGGAUUCAUACCUCCUUACCCGUCGAACCCAUUUAAUGAACUUGACCCCAAAAGCGAUAUCGCGCGUUCUAUUCUGAACGACAUACGCGAGAACCCUUAUGUCUUAGCGUUGAAUGUUACGGUUGAUCUUGAAUCUUCUACCUUGCACGACACGGUUUGUUGCAUUCUUGAUCUGCUUUGCGAUGCACAUUUGAUGUCAGGAAGAUUCAAACCGGAUAGCUUUGGGCCCAUGGAAUACAUCUCACGCAUCUUCGAACAGGGUUACAAUCCAAACUGGACCAUGCCUAGAGCUAUUAUGGGUUGCCCCAUCGGGAGUCUCUGGUUUAGAUCACUAAUAUCGACCCUCAAAUGGCUAAUGAGACAAAGAAACCAAAUCUACCACAAACCUAGACUGGUUGCUGCUGUCAUGGACAUCUUCCAUGCUUUCCGUCGAGCGGGCGCUCAUAUGGCAGCAAAAUUUCCUAUCUAUUUAGAAACGCAGGCCUCACGAUAUCGUAUCGACACAUGCUUCCGUCCAGCAGAUGUCCUCACUCCAGAAUCCGGUCAUAGUCUUCAUGGGCAAGGUAGCUUCAUGAUCAUUGAGAUAGACGCGAGAACUCUGAUGGAUUAUAUUCUGAGUUGGACAUACCAAGACACUAGGCUUUUGAGACGAUCUACGAAUUCUGGAACAGCAGCCCGUAUGAAAGUGCUUGCUUUCGGUACUCCGAGGAGCAGGCAUAUUCACAUCGUUGAGUCUAAGACGGUCUCGGCCCGGCUUGUAGUGGCUGCUGAAGCGGUUUUAGCUUUCUGCCAGCCUGUUCCUCUAAGUCCAGAAGAUUGGCCAAAGGAGAUCCUAGACAAGUGCGAUAGAGAGAUGGUAGGGUUGAGUUGGUGCUGUACUCAAACAGAUAUGGAUUAUUUAUGGAAUGGUUAUCGAAUAUGGUCGCCACCACUCUAAUGAAGAUAUUGGUUCUCAAAACCAAGCCAAGUUCUUUUUGAUUAUUUAAGUUCUCAGCCACAAGUCUCAAAUGCCAAUAACGCAUAAAUCAUCACUUUAAUAGGGCUUUUGACGCUUGGCCUUGGUGAAAAAUCUUGAAUUCAUUACCAGACUUAUAACCUAUCUUAUACUUCCAGCCCUGGUUAGGACGACCAUUCCAGGGUUGCUUGCACUCCUAAUUCUCAUCAUUUAUGACCAGUAUUCUUACC
This is a messenger RNA of Fusarium verticillioides 7600, 4994 nucleotides long. RefSeq lists its product as hypothetical. Gene Ontology annotation, biological process: nucleoside metabolic process. The record is from RefSeq and is a predicted model, not a curated record. Lineage: Eukaryota; Fungi; Ascomycota; Sordariomycetes; Hypocreales; Nectriaceae. The coding region runs from base 1084 to 3468 and encodes 794 amino acids. The transcript is spliced from 2 exons. Gene Ontology annotation, molecular function: catalytic activity.